Molecule: messenger RNA, 1868 nt
Organism: Leptidea sinapis
Lineage: Eukaryota; Metazoa; Arthropoda; Insecta; Lepidoptera; Pieridae
Exons: 2
Coding region: 125-1720 (531 amino acids)
Molecular function (GO): zinc ion binding; nucleic acid binding
Source: RefSeq, a predicted model, not a curated record
UUCAUUUCGUUGAUAAACUUACUUAUUUGUAACAUUAAUACUUAGCAAAAUCCUUAAUAAUUAAUACUUAUACUAAAUAAUAUUAACUUGGUACCUACGUAAUAUUGUAACUGCGUCGCUUAAAAUGGCGACCCGCAGGAAAGUUGAAGUCGAAGGAGACGAACAAGAUAUUCGUCACAGAGUUUGUACUCAUAAUGCAGUUAAGCAAAGACUAUUCUCUCAGGUUCAAAAACUAUACGAUACUUCUUUGAAAAUAUGUUCGAAUCCUGAAUCUGUAGACAUCGACAUGUUUUUACUUCGUGCCUCUGAAAUUAAUUCUAUUCGCGAGAAAUAUGAAAAGGUAACAAUUAAUAUAUUUGAACUAGAAGUUUUGUUAAAUCCUAAAAUACAGUUUAAUUCUAGUGAAUUAGAUAGUUUUGAUGAUUUAUUCUUCCAAAUCAAAAGUUGUGUUAAAAACCUUGACUUAAAAACAGAAAAUAACUCGUCAGAUAAUUCAUCUAAAACCGAAAUAAAUAGUCGUCCUAGGUUACCUAAACUUGAGUUAAUCUCCUUUGACGGAAACAUAGAAAACUUCACAACCUUUUAUGAGACAUUUUGCUCCUUAGUUCAUAACCAAAAAGGCAUAUCAAACAUUGAUAAGUUUCACUAUUUGUUGUCAUGUGUUAAGGGUUCUGCCCUCAGUGUUAUUAAAAGUGUACCAAUUACAUCAUCGAACUAUGAUGUGGUAUGGAAAGCCCUACUUGAUAAGUACCAAGAUCAACGUAUGGUGGCUAGUAAAUACCUUGAUAAAAUGUUAACUUUUCCACCCAUUUUAAAAGAAUCUCCUUUAAGUCUAAAUAAUUUUAUUGAAAUCUUUGAAAAUUCCUACAAGGCAAUUUGUUCACUUAAUAUACCUAACCUUCAUAGUUACGUCAUCUGCCAUAUUGCGUUAAAAUCACUUGAUCAAAAUACUCGCAAAUUAUUUGAGCAAAGCAUUGAUCAAACAACAAUUCCUUGUUAUGAAAACUUAAUAUCCUUUGUGCAAAAUCAUGUUAAAGUAUUGGAACAUUCACAAACGUAUACUUCAAAUAUAAUUAUACAAAAUAAUGGCACACAACGUAACAAACAACAUUUGAAUUUAAACACUAAUAAUAAUAAAAACUUAACUUCACGUAAAAAUUAUACUCAAACAACGAACAACAAAAACAAAUUGAAUAAUUAUGCAUGUCUUCACUGUAACGAAAAUCAUAUGAUUUUUAGGUGUACAAAGUUUCGUAAACUGACACCAACACAGCGUAUUAGCCGUGCUAAUACUUUAGGGAUUUGUCAUAAUUGUUUAAAACUAAAUCAUACAGCUGAUGAGUGCCGCAGCGAGUUUCGAUGUUACACUUGCGGACAAACGCACCAUGCUUUGUUACAUGUUGACUAUAACAGCAGUGCACCCGCGGCCGCCGGCCGGCACCCUCUCCCUGCGCCGCCCGCGCCUGUUGACGCGUCAAUCAUGCACUCGCGAAAUGACAACUGCCACUCAUCGUUAUCAGAUAGCAAACAAUAUUCCGUUAUAUUAGGUACGGCUAUAGUUAACGUUGUUGAUGUUUUCGGAAUCAUGAGGGUAGUUGUACGUGCUCCAAUAUCCGAUGACACAAGUCGCGCUUGGGUUGACAAGCGGACAGAGACAAUUGAUCUUUGCUCGGGCGUGGUCGAUAGCACUACAUAUGUAAACCGUGUUUACCCUGAGUAACCAGUGAUCAUCAAGUCUAGUGUUGACGUUCAGUACUAGUGUCUAAAUACAAAACUUUGAAAGCUUGCGAUCGCCAGUGACGUUCACCUGGAACACCAGAGUCAGGACCGUUGGAGCUGCUGCGCCGCCGCCACCUGAGUGACAUGGG